Molecule: messenger RNA, 432 nt
Organism: Mucor velutinosus
Lineage: Eukaryota; Fungi; Mucoromycota; Mucoromycetes; Mucorales; Mucoraceae
Exons: 3
Coding region: 1-432 (143 amino acids)
Biological process (GO): transcription by RNA polymerase II
Cellular component (GO): RNA polymerase II, core complex
Molecular function (GO): DNA binding; protein dimerization activity
Source: RefSeq, a predicted model, not a curated record
AUGAAUGCCCCUGAUCGCUUCGAAUUGUUUGUUAUUCCUGAGGGAAGGAAAAAGGUAGAGAUGGAAGUAGACACUAAAAUUCCCAAUGCUGCUACAUUUGCUAUUGAGCGUGAGGACCACACACUUGGAAACAUAUUGAGAGGUCAACUACUUAAAGAUCCUCGAGUUUUGUUUGCUGGCUACAAAGUACCUCAUCCUCUUGAACACAAUUUUGUCAUCAAGGUGCAAACAGUACCUGGCACAUCGCCUGGAAAAGCACUGAAAGAUGCUACAUCCGAACUCAUUUCAGAGGUCAACGCGCUAAAGAACAAAUUUGAUAUGGAAGUGAUUCGUCAUCGUACAUUUGAAGAUGCAAAGGCCUCUCAAUCUGGAUACGAUGUAGAUUCAAUGAAUACGAUGGAUCACCACACUGGCAUGGAUGUUGAUUUCUAA